Anopheles coustani is the source of this 417-nucleotide messenger RNA. RefSeq names its product putative odorant receptor 83c. The record is from RefSeq and is a predicted model, not a curated record. Gene Ontology annotation, cellular component: plasma membrane. The transcript has 5 exons. Gene Ontology annotation, biological process: detection of chemical stimulus involved in sensory perception of smell; sensory perception of smell. Bases 1 to 417 code for a protein of 138 amino acids. Gene Ontology annotation, molecular function: olfactory receptor activity; odorant binding. Lineage: Eukaryota; Metazoa; Arthropoda; Insecta; Diptera; Culicidae.
AUGGCCACUGUAGAAAGCUAUCUGUACUUCGUGAGUAGCAUCUACACAAUUACCAAGUAUUCAAACGAUCAUCAGCACCUGAUGAAAAUUCUCAUUACCCUGGGAUCGGCAGUGCAGACCGAUUGGUAUGCUGCGUAUUUUUUCCUGCUCAUUUUAUUUUUUCAACUUACCUUAUACUUCUUAAUCGGACACUAUGUAGAGCUGAAGGUGGAUGAAAUGUACGACACCAUCAACUCAGUGCCAUGGUACAAGCUCCCGGUUAGCAAUCAGAAAGAGUUUGUCUUUCUUCUCAGCCGCCAACAAUGUCCACUAACUCUGAUGAUUUAUGGAUUCGCACCGCUGAACUUUACGACUUACAUGACUGUUCUACGAGGGCUGUAUCAGUUUUUCGUUCUUAUUAUGCAGUACGUCAGUUAA